ACAAUCUUGAAUAAUAAGUCCUAUAUAUUAUUAUAUCAUUACUAAAAUACUAUCUUGAAUAAUAAGUCCUAUAUUAUUAUUAAUGUCUACAAAAUCUACUUCUCUUCAAACACAAAUGUGUGAGGUUUUUGAAUGUUGACUUUUGAAUCUUUUAUCUUCAAAAUCGAUUUACACGUGAAUUAUUCAUGUAGUAGAUCAAUCCAUUCCAACCCAAUCCUAAACCAAAAUCCUUAAAGUGAAUGAUCAUCAACGCCACCGUAACAACCUUUCUCCAAUGGCGGCUCACCGGAAAAUUAUCCAAGAUCCCUCAAAUUCCACCACUGGAUCCAUAAUCUGCACAACCGAUUGCGACCCACUAAAAACCCCCUCCAUCAAUUGCCUCUCCUGUGUUUUCAACGAAUCAUCCUCCCCGCCACUACCAUCGCCGCCGUACACCGGCGGUUACAUCCUCGACACACCACCGAAACCCCACCACUCAUCCCUCUCCCUCCCCCUGAAAAUCUCCCUCGUGAUCCUCGUCCUAACCUUCUCCUUCUUCCUCCUCUACACCCUUUACAAAUUCUACACUGUCUGGUACCGCACCCGCCGCCGCCGUACGCCGCCGCCACCGCCGCCGGAAAAUCAAGAAAUCAAUAACGAGUUUCUUGAUCACGAUGUUUUGGAUCACCCCAUAUGGUACAUAAGAACAAUCGGUCUCCAACCGUCGGUAAUAAGCGCUAUAACCGUCGUUAAAUACAACAAAUCUGACGGGUUAAUCGACGGUGCAUCUUGCUCUGUUUGUUUGAGUGAUUUUCAAGAAGAUGAAACCCUGAGGUUGUUACCAAAGUGUAAUCAUGCUUUCCACGUAUCCUGUAUUGACACGUGGCUUAGAUCACACACAAAUUGCCCCUUGUGUCGAGCUGGGAUUGUUAAAACUAGUGUUGCUAACUCGGGUUCCGGUAGUAAUAGUAACGAUAAUUUGAAUGAGAUUGAUGAAACUAUGACGGUUUCGAUACCCGAGGAAGCGGGUGGGGAACAGGAGGAUGAUGAGAGUUCUGAUAUGACAAUUGGAGUUGUUGUUGAUGAUGAACAUAAAGGAGAAAGUGUUGGUGGAAGUGGAACUAUUAGAAGAUCAGUUUCUUUGAAUGAUUAUGAAGCUUGUAGGGUUAGAUCUGAUAUAUGUGGUAAUAAUAAUAAUAAUCAUAAUAAUUAUUAUUCGGAUCGGCAUGAUGUUCAGAUUCGAUCGGGUGAUGGGAAUUUCGGGUUUGAUUUGGUUAAAGUCGAUCGAAGAGCGAAUAAUCAAAAUAGUCAAGAACUAUAAUCUUGAUGGUUUCAGGUACCUUUGAAGAGCUCUCAACAAGCUGAGAGUCUUCAUGUUUUUUUUUUUUUUGUUUUUUUUGUUUUUUUUUUUAUUUUGAUACAAAAAGGAUGGUUGUAUACACAAAUGAUAAGUGCACAGUUUGUUGUUAUCAACUAAUUAAUUAUUCAGUUACUAUUUGCUUUCUUAUGUUA
Messenger RNA from Helianthus annuus (common sunflower), 1491 nucleotides. Its product is annotated as RING-H2 finger protein ATL54. Gene Ontology annotation, biological process: protein ubiquitination. Lineage: Eukaryota; Viridiplantae; Streptophyta; Magnoliopsida; Asterales; Asteraceae. Bases 275 to 1300 code for a protein of 341 amino acids. The record is from RefSeq and is a predicted model, not a curated record. The transcript has a single exon.